AUGUCUGUGCCCUUCACUCGCAACUGCUGCCGGCUUGCCCUGGCGGUGGGCAAGGAGUUGACAGGGGGUAAGAGGCCACCACAUGGCUGGCAACGCUUGGCUGCUUACUCUGGGGGCCCGAAGUCUGGGGACAUGAAGGGGUAUCUGAAUACGCAGUACAGUGAGGCGAAGAAGAGCAUCAAUGAAAUCACAUCUUCCAUCUCAAGCAAUAUGUUGAAUCCAGAUGCCAUUUUUUCCAACAAUGAAAUGAGUCUUAACGACAUUGGAAUUUAUGGCUUUGAUUAUGAUUAUACACUGGCAUUCUACUCGAAAGAUCUUCACACACUCAUUUUCAACACUGCCAGAGAUCUUUUAAUUAAUGAGCACAGGUAUCCUAAUGAAUUAAGAAAAUAUGAAUAUGAUCCAGACUUUGCAAUUCGAGGACUUCAUUAUGAUGUUCACAAGGCAUUAUUAUUGAAGAUUGACGCUUUUCAUUACAUUCAGCUGGGGACAGUAUAUCGAGGGUUCAAUGUUGUAACAGACUCAGAAGUACUUGAAAUGUAUCAUGGCUCUCAUGUUCCUUUGGAACAGAUGAGUGAUUUCUAUGGGAAGAGCUCAGAAGGCAACACACUGAAACAGUUUAUGGAUAUAUUCUCCUUACCAGAGAUGACUCUACUAUCGUGUGUUAAUGAAUAUUUUCAGAAAAAUAACAUUGAUUAUGAACCUGUUCAUCUGUACAAAGAUGUAAAGGAUGCAAUUCGUGACGUUCAUGUUAAAGGGCUUAUGUACAGAGCUGUUGAAGCUGAUAUUGAAAAGUACAUUUGCUAUGGAGAAAAAACCCACGCUGUGUUGACAAAGUUGGCAAAUCACGGCAAGAAAAUGUUUCUGAUUACAAACAGCCCAAGCAGCUUUGUGAACAAAGGAAUGAAUUUCAUUAUAGGAAAAGACUGGAGAGAUCUUUUUGAUGUUGUCAUUGUUCAAGCUGACAAACCGAAUUUCUUCAAUGAUAAACGAAGACCAUUUCGCAAGGUCAAUGAUCGUGGAAUGUUGCUGUGGGAUAAAAUUCACCAACUUGAGAAGGGCCAGACUUACAAACAGGGUAAUUUAUUUGAAUUUCUGAAGCUUACCGGCUGGCGAGGAUCAAAAGUUUUGUACUUUGGAGAUCACAUAUACAGUGAUUUAGCGGAUUUGACUUUAAAGCAUGGAUGGAGAACUGGGGCCAUUAUCCCUGAGCUAAAAACAGAGCUUCAACUAAUGAAUACUUCACAGUACAUUCAAACAAUGGCUUGGCUUCAAGGCUUAACUGGAUUGCUAGAACGAAUGCAGAUUUACAGAGAUGCUGAAUCACAGAUGGUUCUUAGAGACUGGAUCAAGGAAAGACAAGAGAUGAGAGAUUUGGCAAGAGAAAUCUUUAACCCUCGGUUUGGAAGUGUGUUCAGGACCGACCAUAAUCCUACAUAUUUCUUGAGGCGCCUGUCACGUUUUGCUGAUAUUUAUAUGGAAUCCCUAAGCUGUCUUCUGAACUAUGACCUGCAUCACACGUUUUAUCCGAAACGGACUCCAUUACAGCACGAAGUUCCACUAUGGUCAGAACAGCAGCAUCCUGUCACCCAUGGCAUCCCUUUCUUACAAGAAAUGGCUCUAAUUAAGUAAUUCCUGUGUAAAUGAAAAACAAAAGCUUAUAUCUAAAUCGUACCACAGAUGGUACAGUGAAUAUUGCACAUGUUGUGUGUGUUAUACUGUCUUUUCCUUUAGAUGACUCUGUUUAUUGCUUUUAGUUUGCCAAAUCCCAAUCUUGCAGUUGACAGUUGAAUGUAAUAGUCAGUAUUUUGAUCCUCUGACACCCAGAAACAAAAGAUGAGUAUCUAAUACUCUUACAGCAUUAUUGUGGGUUUGAUGCUAUUUUGUACAAUGUCUGAUGUGAGCUUUUACUUGACAAAUGUUGAGCUCAGUAGUGUAUGGUGUGCGUCUCUUCAAGCUGCAGCUACUAUUUUAUGAAUAUUUAAAAUUGAUAUUUGUCUUUUAAUAGAAUUUAUUAUUUGUUGCUUUUUUUUAAUUUAAUGUUUUAAAAAAAAGGUACUUUUUGAUAUGGAAACCAAGAGCUUUAGUUUUGCAGUUGUGGAUGUGGUUUAACAGUAGUUUUAAUGUGUAAAUUAUAAUACAAAUCCUUAAUUUGUCCACUCCA
This is a messenger RNA of Bombina bombina (fire-bellied toad), 2164 nucleotides long. It is a transcript of the gene NT5DC3, whose product is annotated as 5'-nucleotidase domain containing 3. The transcript has 14 exons. The record is from RefSeq and is a predicted model, not a curated record. The coding region runs from base 1 to 1632 and encodes 543 amino acids. Lineage: Eukaryota; Metazoa; Chordata; Amphibia; Anura; Bombinatoridae. Gene Ontology annotation, molecular function: 5'-nucleotidase activity.